This is a messenger RNA of Polistes dominula (European paper wasp), 1005 nucleotides long. RefSeq lists its product as uncharacterized. The record is from RefSeq and is a predicted model, not a curated record. Lineage: Eukaryota; Metazoa; Arthropoda; Insecta; Hymenoptera; Vespidae. Gene Ontology annotation, molecular function: protein binding.
GAUUAAUUGUUUAAAUUGGCAAAAUUGGCAAGAAUAUGAUCUCAGUACAAUUACAGUAGGAAAGGAAAUGAAUACGGUGAACUUUCAACAUUGUGGAUUAAUGAAUGAAUUAAGUUUAAAAGAUGUGAUUACAAAUUUAGGAUUGGAACAAACAGAUGAGCUUAUAUUUAAUUCUUAUAAAAACUAUUAUGGAAAAUUAGAAAAAGAAGAUCUUCGUGGAUUUUAUAAUGUCAAAAAACUUGAUUUAUCAUAUAACGGUUUAACCAAUAUUUCACCGACUUUGUUUGACAAUUUUCUAAAUUUGAAGUCUCUUAAUUUAUCACACAAUGAACUUAGAUUACCAUAUACUGUUUUUGAAAAAUGCAAAUUUCUGGAAAUACUCGAUUUAUCUUUCAAUAAUUUAACUAAAAUAUUUCACGAAUUAUUUUCUACAUUAUAUUAUUUGAAAUAUUUGGAUCUUUCGUGUAAUCAUUUGGUGGAUUUUGUAUCUGGAACAUUUGACAAUUUGAAAAAUGUAACAUUUUUAAACAUGAGUCACAAUGAUAUAAUGUAUUUUACGGACGAAAUGUUUUCUUCUUUACAUUCCUUGGAAAUACUUGAUAUUUCUUUCAAUCAAUUGAUCGUCAUUCAACCAAAUUUAUUGAAACAUAAUGCAAUGUUAAUUGAAGUGUAUUUGCAUGAUAACAAAAAAGCGAUAGGAACUUUGCCACAAGACUUUUUGGCAGAUUUAACAAAACUUCGAGUAGUCUGUUUAAACAAUAAUAAAUAUCAAUUUUUACCAGAUAAUCUUUUUGAAAAUUCAACAGCGUUAAAAUACAUCAACUUGAGUUACAACAAUCUUCCUACAUUACCGAAGAAUAUUUUCAAUGGUUUACGAAAUCUUGAAAAUCUUGUGCUAAAUGAUAAUCGAUUUGAAACACUUCCUUAUCAAAUCUUGAAAGAUUUGAUCAAUUUAGAAAAACUCGAUUUGUCUGGGAAUAAAAUGACUCAUAUAACAAGGUAACA